Molecule: messenger RNA, 3399 nt
Organism: Hippocampus zosterae (dwarf seahorse)
Lineage: Eukaryota; Metazoa; Chordata; Actinopteri; Syngnathiformes; Syngnathidae
Product: delta-sarcoglycan-like
Exons: 9
Coding region: 620-1600 (326 amino acids)
Biological process (GO): cardiac muscle tissue development; heart contraction
Cellular component (GO): sarcoglycan complex; sarcolemma
Source: RefSeq, a predicted model, not a curated record
CCCCAAAAAAAAAAUCCUCGUCUCGCCACUCACAUCGCUGUCCGGAUCCACUUGGCGCUCGCCGCCUCCCGCUGCACUCCACCUCGAUUCCCCACAUACACACACACACACGUAUAUAUGCACGCAUGCAUUCACACUCUCUUCCACUCUCUGCCUUCCCGGUGCAGACUUGUCAAGAAGAGCAGAUGCGACCCAAGGAGCGGCUCUUUUCUUUCUUUUUUUAGAAAACAAAAAGGGGGGGUGGAAAAACUCAAGCCAUGUUGCCGGAACGGCUCGCUUUUUGCCGCCCGUCCAGAGUGGGAACAUUCGGCUGGGAUUUGAGCAGCAAUGAUUUUCGCUCUCGCCACUGAAGGGAUGCUCAGUUCGGAGCAGGAAUAUUUCAACAGAUUUAAGGAAGACUGGAUGUCAGGGAAUUAACAAAUCCCCCCCCCCCCCCCCCUGGACUUUUUCAACAAGUCAACUCGAGACAAACAAAAAACAACAACGACAAAAAAAACCCGACGCAAAUACGCAUCGUCGCACCAGCCAGUUGUUGGCAUCUGACUCGGAGCGAUGACUCCGGGAGGCGAGCGGCGGCGGACGACGGAGGAGUCGUAAUGAUCAUGCGGCCCCCGAGAGGAUGAUCAGCUCAGCGGCGGCCCGCUUGGAUCGCUCAGCCGCCUCGUCUCAGGUGAUCAGGGAAAGCCCGCCGGACGCCGAGUCAGCACACUCGCACGCUGAGAUGACCCAAGAACAGUGCAGUCAUAGGAACAAUGUCCAGAGUUCAGAGCAAGCGCAAGUGUACAAAGUGGGAAUCUACGGCUGGAGGAAACGCUGCCUUUACUUCUUCGUCCUGCUGAUGAUGAUCCUCAUCCUGGUCAACUUGGGGCUCACCAUCUGGAUCCUCAAAGUCAUGAACUUUACCAUCGACGGCAUGGGCAACCUGAGAAUAACAGCGCAGGGCCUCAAGCUGGAAGGGGACUCGGAGUUCCUUCAGCCUCUCUAUGCCAAAGAAAUCCAGUCCAAACCGGGUCGCCCCCUGUACCUGCAGUCGUCCCGAAACAUAUCGGUGAACAUCGUCAACAGCAACAACCAGCUGCUCACGCAACUCGUAACAGGAUCCAGCGGGUUCAAAGCGCAAGGCAAAAUGUUCGAGGUCAAAUCCACAUCCGGCAAACUCCUCUUCUCGGCCGAUGAGCAGGAAGUGGUGGUGGGCGCCGAGAGGCUGCGGGUGAUGGGCGCCCAGGGAGCCGUGUUCAGCAAGUCGGUGGAGACGCCGCACGUCCGGGCCGAGCCCUUCAAGGAGCUGCGACUGGAAUCGCCCACCCGCUCCCUGCUCAUGGAGGCCCCCAAAGGCAUCCAGAUCCUGGCCGAGGCCGGCGACAUCCAAGCCAUCUGUAGGAACGAGCUGCGACUGGAGUCCAAAGACGGAGAGAUCUCCCUGGACGCCCGGCGCAUCCGCCUGACGCGCCUACCGGAGGGGAAGGCGUCGGCCGGCGCCUCGGCAUCCGGCAGCAGGCAGACGGUCUACGAGGUUUGCGUUUGCCCCAACGGGAGACUUUUCCUCUCGCAGGCCGGCACCGGCUCCACCUGCCAAAUCAGCAACAACGUCUGCCUCUAGGACUACCGAGCGCCACCUUAAGGCGGAACAGGACUGAUCUUUGAGGCCCCUGAUCCGUAUUUUUCUAAAUUAGAGAGGGGGAGGGGAAGGGGGGGGGCACUGUAUUUAUUAUGUGAUCUUCCGUCACUUUCUAUGUAAGGGAAUUUAAUCCGCUAUUCUAACUGAGACUUUUUUCUUUUGAUGUGCACUGAUCUGGACGGAGUCGCGCCUUUGGGAAUAUCAAAGAGGAAUAAUUGCUUUGAAAUGGCGCGACCCAAAACUGCCACGCACACCAUUUUAUCAAAGGUGAGAGACGCUGCUGAUUCGAUGGAAGAACCGCUCGGUGGAUCGCCAAGCCCCGCCCACUCUCCCGUCACUCAUCUUCUCCCCUGGAAUAUUUUAUUUUAUUUUUGCGUGGACUGUGCAACUGACGCCCUCGUGGAAAUCUCUGACCCCAAAUGUUCUUUUUCAUGUUCUCCAAACAGUUUGCGAUUUAAUGGCAGAAACCGAAAGCAUCCGCCUUAAAGCACUUCACCAUGCUGGAUGCGCACUCAGGAGAAAAAAGUCGACGGCGGUCGCAAAAAAAGAUUCUCGCUCCAAAAGGAAGACCGUCGAGAGCGCUUUGAAAUCAAAAAGAGCCCGCAUCCAAGCGUCACAUGAUGCUUGGAUGCAGUGGGGGGAGUUUUGUGUCUGAAAAAAAAAAGGAGGGUGGGGGGAAUUCAGAAUUCGAGAGACGGCUGAAAAUUUCCCAAGAUUUGACAUGAGAGGACUUCAUGAGUAUGAAUUGGCGACAUUCAUUUUGGUUCCAAAAUGGCAACUCGGCAAAUGCACGCACCUACCCCCCCAACCCCCCCACACAAACACCUCUCAAAUUUGGAUUUCAAUGAGGUCGACGUUUGGUCACUCCAAAUUGGAAGCGGCAACCCCCCCCCGAUAUCUUCCCCAUCCUGACGCAGAAGAAAUAAAUCGUUUGAAUUCAAAGUCAAAAGAAAAGCAGAGAGCCUGAGGAAUUUUCAUCGCGCGCGUGCCCACCCAAUGUUCCGGCGAAUUCCAACGCUACGGGCGACACUCGAGCUGGCUCCGGACAACAUUUCCGAUCAAAAUUUUAAAAAAAAAUGUCAUUGACCUGACUGUGAAAUCCACAUCUCUCGUGCCAAAAUGUCCCCAUUUGUUUGUUUUUUUUUCCUUUGUGCCACCAUCCCGGCUCCCGAGGGCUCAUUUUGUGGAGAUUGUUUGGACUGCGAUGUGGUCGACAGCUGCGGUCACCCCCCCCCCCCCCACUCCCCUACCCCCUUCUUGUUUCUUGCACAUUUCGUUUGAGGAGGAAGUGCGCCUGUGCCUUACACUCGUGGCAAAAAGAAGCACAUCAUCAUCACCGUCGUCGUUCGUCGUCGUCAACGCAACACGGCCUCCAUUUUGCCGCCUUUUUCUCCCAUCUGAAUGCAAAGACCGAUUCUUUCAUUUUUUUUUUUUUUUUUGUGAUCAUACCCGUGUGACGCCUUUUGAGUGCAAUGGUUUUUGCGCCGGUGCGUGCGUGUGCACGCGUGGUCGAAGGCCUUUGCAUUCCUACCUUCAGUGUGCCGUGUGUUAAACGUGUGCUACUUUGACUUUUGACCUUUUGUUUUUGUUUUUUCUGCCCAAACACAAAGACAAGAAAAGAUGAUGGGAGGGGGGGGGGGGGGGGAGACGACGCUUGAAAUGAAAUCAGCUUGUUUUCUUUGGUCCUGAACUUGUCAAACAUGGAUUUUCUUUUUUUUUUUUUUUUUUUUUUUAAUGGUGCCCAAAAUAAAAGGCAUUGUUCAGCGUGCUCGCACUUGUUA